AUGUUCAAUGAAUGGUUGCAACUACACAUUUUCUAUGAGGGUCUUUCUUAUGAAUCAAAGAAGGCAGUAGACCACUCAUCCGGGGGAUCUCUAAACAAGAAAAAGACCAUUGAAGAAGCCAUAGAUGUCAUCGAGACUGUAGCUAAGAAUGACUACUAUGCUUCUGAAAGGAGCAACACUCGAGGAGUGAUGGAGCUAAACCAUAUGGAUGCACUGCAGGCCCAUGAUCCAUACUCUAAAACUUAUAAUCCUGGUUGGAAGAACCACCCAAACUUUGGGUGGGGAAAUCAACAAGAUCAAAGCCAAGAUCAGAGACGUUACAACCCCAACAACAAUGCAACUCACCAGCAUUCCAUACAGAGAUCAUAUCAACACCCACCCAAUAGUACCUCUCAACAUCCACAUCAAAACCAAAAUGGCCCUUCUCACCCCUCCUACCUCAAUUCACCAUCACCAUCCGAAGAUAGACUCUCCAGAAUUGAGACUCUACUUGAAGGUAUAUGCAAGGAAGUCCAAGACAACAGAGUGUUCAAGGAAGAAGUGCGAGCUAAUAUAAAAAACCAGGGAGACACCAUCAAGAGGCUGGAGUCUCAAGUGGGAUAUCUCUCUCAGCAGAUUCCCAAGCCUACUGAUAGCUUACCAAGUGACACAGAGAAAAACCCGAGAGGUGAAGCAAAGAAGGUAAGAUGGGAAGAAUGCAAGAUGGUCACUAUAAGUGGUGAGGGGAGUGUGAAAGAAAUGAACAAACCAUUAGAACACUCUCAAGAUAUUCCAGUAGAAAAGCAAGAAGAGAGUGACCAAGAAACCAACCCCACACAAAGGAAAGAGCUAAGGGAGAAGGAGAUUAUGAACCCAUAUGCACCUUUUUCCCAAAGACUCAAGGGGGGUGUAAAAAGGAGAGUGUACUCAAAGUUCCUCGACAUGUUUGCAUCUCUCCAUGUAAACAUACCAUUCAUCAAGGCUCUCCAACAAAUGCCCUCAUACAUUAAAUGUAUGAAAGAGCUGCUGACCAAAAAAAAUUCACUAAAGGGAGGGCAAACAAUAGUGAUGAAUAAGGAGUGCAGUGCUCUCAUUCAAACAGAGUUUCCUACAAAAAAGAAGGACCUAGGGAGUUUUCACAUCUCUUGUGCUAUAGGAGAAAUAAUGAUUAAUAAGGAACUCUGUGACCUGGGUGCAAGCAUCAACUCAAUGCCUUUAUCCCUCAUGAAGAAGCUUCAAAUCAAUGAGCUAAUGUCCACGGAUGUAAUCAUCAAGUUGGCUGACAAAACUCAAAAACAAGCAAUAGGAGUGGUUGAAAACGUGUUGGUGAAGGUUGGGAACUACUUCCUUCCCACAGACUUUGUUAUCUUGGAGAUGGAAGAGAGUCACCUCCAUCCAAUCAUUUUGGGAAGACCAUUCCUAGCCACAGGCAGAGCACUUAUAGAUGUGGAGCAAGGAGAGAUAAUUCUGAGGAUACAUGAUGAACAACUCACCUUCAAUGUCUUCAAACCCUCACAAGAAGCAGAUCAAGAAAACAAGGAAUCAAGGAAGGAUCACAAUAAGGUAUUGGUGGAAGAAACAAGCACAGAAACACAAACAAUACACCUGAGAAUCCCUUUGGUUGACAAACAAUACAGUCAAAAGGCACAAUAG
Molecule: messenger RNA, 1632 nt
Organism: Arachis stenosperma
Lineage: Eukaryota; Viridiplantae; Streptophyta; Magnoliopsida; Fabales; Fabaceae
Exons: 2
Coding region: 1-1632 (543 amino acids)
Source: RefSeq, a predicted model, not a curated record